AUGAUUACUUUAUCAGAUAACAAACAUAUUAUUGAGAUUGAUUCUAAUUCAGUUAAAAAUAGAAUUUAUGAAAAAGGUUCAGAUAUAAAUGAUUCAGAUAUAUAUGAGUCAAAUGAUGAUAAUACAAAAAACAAAGGAGUGUGGUAUAAUGCAAGAACAAAAUGUUGGUUGGCAUGUGUAAAAGGAAGUGGAAGACAUUUGCGAGUAUUUUCUGUAAAAAAACAUGGAUAUAAAAAAGCGAAAAUGUUAGCUGUAGAAUGUAAAAAUGCAGCUUUUUAUAAUGACAAUAAUAGUAAUAAUGAAUAUAUAAAUAAAAAAAAUAAUAUUAUUGUAGAUAUAAAGAAUGAAUCUAACAGUAACAACACUGAUUACUUAAAUGAUAUGAAAGAUUUUGAUUAUAAGAAAAAUAUCAAAACAAAUGAAGAUAAAAUAGAAUCAGAAGAAUCUAUUGAUAGUAAGAAUUCAAUUGAUAUGGAUUAUUCUAACAACCAAAUUAUUGUAAAAAAUGAAAAAUCAAAUCUAAAUACAAAUUUUGAAAAAUCAAAUAAAAAAAGAAGAUAUAAUACGCGAAGAUGUAAUUAUAAUUCUUCGAAUGAAUUAACUAAGGAUAAUAAUAAUAAUCAUCAUCAUUAUCAUAAUAAUAAUAAUUAUAAUAAUAAUAAUAAUCAUAAUAAUAAUCAUAAUAAUAAUAAUUAUAAUAAUAAUAAUAAUUAUAAUAAUAAUAAUAAUUAUAAUAAUAAUAAUCAUAAUAAUUAUAAUAAUCAUAAUAAUUAUAAUAAUCAUAAUAAUUAUAAUAACCAUAAUAAUAAUAAUAAUAAUAGUAAUAAUAAUAAUAAUAGUAAUAGUAAUAAUAAUAGUAAUAAUAAUAAUAAUAAUAAUAGUAAUUAUAGUAAUAAUAAUAGUAAUAAUAAUAAUAAUAAUAAUAAUAGUAAUAAUAAUAGUAAUAAUAAUAAUUAUAAUAAUAAUAAUAUUAAUAAUAAUAAUAAUAAUAAUCAUAAUCAUAAUCAUAAUAAUAACAGUAAUAAUAAUAAUUAUAAUAACUACAAUAAUAAUAGUUUUCAUAAUGAUUACAGUAAUAUAAAAGAAGAAAAUCAAUAUAAUUCCAGAAGUGAUAAUUAUUCUGAAAGAAAUGAGAAAUAUAAGGAAGAAUCAAAUAAUUAUCAAAUAGAUAAUAAAAAAAAGAAAAAAAAAGUGAAAGAUCAAUUUAAUUAUCUUAUAAAAAAUGAUAGUAAUCAUAAUAAUAAUAGCAAUUGCAUAAUAACAGAUAAGGAUUUUCAAAUAGAUUCACCUGAACAAACAAACGAAGAAAAUUUUUUUAUAAAACCACUUGUAUAUGACUAUAAUGAAAAUACAAAACCAAAAAAUAAGUAUAAUGAAAAUGAAUAUAAUGUAAUUUUUACAAACGAUUAUUAUUCUGAUUAUUGUUACCAAAAUAAAGAUGAAUAUAAAUCAAACUUUAUCGAUUUAACUAGAGAAGCAUUAGCUUUGAUUUUACAAGAUUUGAAAAAAAAUGUAGUUCCAAAAGUCCCAGUAGGUAUAGAAAAAAGAGAAAGAUAUGCAAAUUCUUUACGUCUAUGUUUAAGAAAUGCAAAGUUUACAAAACAUUUUAACGAAUUAGAACCAUAUCUAGAAUUAUUUAGUGAAUGCAUUAAAAAUAGUAAACUACCUAGUCACAUGGACUUAAAAGAUCAAUUAUUUUAUUUGGAUAAAUUAUAA
Plasmodium gallinaceum is the source of this 1716-nucleotide messenger RNA. RefSeq names its product transcription factor with AP2 domain(s), putative (gene ApiAP2). Gene Ontology annotation, molecular function: DNA-binding transcription factor activity. NCBI's taxonomy places the organism in Eukaryota, Apicomplexa, Aconoidasida, Haemosporida, Plasmodiidae. The record is from RefSeq and is a predicted model, not a curated record. The transcript has 2 exons. Bases 1 to 1716 code for a protein of 571 amino acids. Gene Ontology annotation, biological process: regulation of DNA-templated transcription.